Molecule: messenger RNA, 617 nt
Organism: Staurois parvus
Lineage: Eukaryota; Metazoa; Chordata; Amphibia; Anura; Ranidae
Source: the annotation of a GenBank genome assembly
UCAGUGGAACACCAAUCAAUGGAUAGAGCCGAAUACAUCGGCUCGGUCAUGGGACAUGUACACUGAUCAUCAGGGCACUGAUGAUAAGAGAGCCUUGAUGAUCAGUGUAGCCCCAGCAGUGCCACCUGUCAGUGUCCAUCAAUUCCAGCUGUCAGUGCUCAUCAAUGCCACCUGCCAGUGCCCAUCAGUGCCACAUAUCAGUGCCUACCAGUGCACAUCAAUGCCACAUAUCAGUGCCCAUCUGAGCUGCCUUUCAGUGCCCACCUAUCAGUGCCACCUAUCAAUGCCAGUCAGUGCCACCUAUCAGUGCUGUCAAUCAGUGCCACAUAUCAGUGCCAUCUAUCAGUGCCAUAUAUGAGUGCUGCCUUUCAGUGCCCAUCAAUUAUGCCUGUCAAUGGCCAUCGGUGCUACCUACCAGUGCCUCCUCAUCAAUGCCCAUCAGUGCAACCAAUCAGUGCCCAUCAGUGCAGCUUAUCAGUGUCCAUCACUGCAGCCUCAUUAGCGCACAUCAAUGAAGGAGAAAAAGCACUUAUUUACAAAAUUGUAUAACAAAAACUUAGAAAAAAAUUUUUUUUUCAAAAUUUUCAGUUGUUUUUGGUUUGAUUAGCAAAAAAUAA